AUGGGAUGUUGCGCCAGCAAGGGGCGUGGUUACGCCGCAAACCAGACGACCAUGUGGAGAUCGACGGGCAUCGUCGCUCUGAGGGACCGUGGAUUGAGGGUGAGGACCUUGGCGUAUGCUUUUUAAUACUGUUCGUCGGAUUGGAAACAUGGCUAAUGGUUUCUCGAUGCGGAAUGGUACCACCGGAGCUAACCACGAAUAUACCCUAGUCCCUGGGAACGUCUCGAGCUUUCCUACAUGAAAUUGGAUGUUUGGGUAAAUGAAAUUGGAAUACGACAAACCGAUGAUCGCUUGUCGACGGGUUUUGAUUGAACUGAAGUUACGACCGUGAAUGGAAACUGAAGAUUGAAUAUGAAUAGUCGAGUUUAGACUUACCGUGCAAUACGUAUCUCAAUGUGGUACUAAGUUAAAUGUGUAUGGUUUUUAAACUUUAUUGGGUUUACGAUUGGCUCUUUCUUUUAUCGUAGGACUACUUUCUUCUUUGUGAAUCGUCAGUUGUUAUAAACUGAGAAACGGAAUAAAAGGUUUAUUAUUUAGCACCAACAAUCGUCUCUUCCACUUCACAUUGAGUUGUAGUUUCUCUACGUUCCUGCUCCCAGCUAAUCCCACUCAGGCAUGGCCUCAUUCUUGUAGAUGUGAUAUUAAUAGAUAUGCUCAAGAAACCUGAUUGAUUGAAAUAAGUCCAUUCAGCGUGAAUGAUAAAUCUCGAAGAGGUUAUCAGAGUUACAGCUAUAACCAACAGAAAAUAUUGCGCUUGGAGAUGAACACGUGCAAUUUUUUUUUUUCAAGAAACUGAUUCAAUGAGAUCAGAGUUAGGGGAAUGUCUGAAGAGGGAAAUGAAAUAGGAAGGGAUCGUAAACAGAAAGGACGUGGAGAACUGUCUAGGGGAAAGACUCUUAUGUGCCACGUCCCCAUUCUCUAUUUAGAUUGUUCUGUAAUCCUCCGUUGAGUGUCAGCCAGGAGUAACAAAUCAAUUUUUUUGCUGUUUGGCAAGCAUGCCAAACCAAGGUUCCUGUUAAACCGUUGACUCAACUUGAUUCGAACGUACAAUAGACAACUUUCCCCUAUUUAGUAACCAAGAGAUCAUUUCCAACACCAAUAUACUCAUUUUCUGGUUCAGAUUCCUAUUAUGUUGGGUCUUCUCUCUUCUUUUGAGCUUGAUGGAGUCAUUACUGAAGUAUAAGAAAUUAGUAAUGGUUAUGUAAUUUAGUUUAUCCGAGUGUUCAAAGGUAGAAUAGGGUCUAUGUCGUCUAGUACAGGUUUGGUAGAAGGCAAUAAUUACUCUUCAGCUUAACGUACCCAGUGUCUCAACAACAUAACAUUUUGUGGAAAUGCUGAUUAGUCAAAAUGAAAGGAGCCUAACAUCAGGAAGGCCCGUAUUUUACAGUUUAUCAGGUGUUCAUGCAUCAACCUCUAGAGAAAAAUAAAUUAUUUGCAGUAAUCUCACGGGAUGUGGAAAUUGGAUGUGGAUGUGCAGAUAUGGAGAAUUCGAACUCGGGCUUAUUAGAGAAUUUGAGGAUUUAAUUACGCCCAUCAGUAUAUGCACUUGAUUUGAAAUUUUUAAGAUAUGUAACAUAGUACAUUUCUUGAGGCGAUUCUUAUUUUCUAUGCUUAUUCAGGAGGUUUGGUUUGUAGUAUGUUCAUUUGUCUUUUCCUCUGUAGACAAUUGCGCCUCUGAAAAUAUCCUUUGCAUUCUAGAAAAAAAUUAGAGUUAGAAGAUGCUAUGAUUUAGAGCGUUUGGCAUAAAAUGAUCUUGCUUUAGAGCGCAGAUUUUGAAUGCUAUGAUUUUAUCAAUAUUGCCUGCUUUUAGUUUUAGCAUGUGCGUUUUUUCGCUUUUUUAUACCAUUAUUGGAUUAAAUUUUCGUAUCUUGAAACUCAUCUUCGCUUGUUCAGUUUUAUAAAUAUUAAAUCAGCGAUUUCCGACUGUUUUUUUCCUACUUUAAUAUGGAUUAAGCAGAUGUGAAAAAUAGAUCUUUCAUUGUCCUUCCCACAUAUAAUUCUAUGUUUCAAAUUUCAAUCUUCCUGGAUUAGGCAUUGCCGAGAGAAGUUCUGGAAGUAGACAAAUUUAUAAGAACACUUGAUUUGACAAACAACAAAAUAGGUAAGAUCAUUUUUAUGGUAAUAUGAUAUAUUCUGUAUUUUCUAUAUUUUGGCAUCUAUUUUUUGUUUCCAUUUAACUCGUGGUUCAAUAUGAAUUGAUGAAGAAAAUCUAUAGCGUUUAACUUCUCCAUCAUAAUUUAUUAUUGAUAAUAUAAUGACAUUUUUGUCUGAGGCACAUUGCGCAUUAUUCGUUGGUUAUGCUGAAAUAGUAGAUUGCCUUUUUUUCUCCGAGUUACAAAAUCACCCAUAAAGCUCGAGGAUUAUUGUAUCCAUUAUCCACUAAAUAAUCCACUAAGUAAAACUGACGCAUUACACAUUAUUCGAGAAAGUUGUUGUUAGUCUGGUACUGGCGGACUGAUAAUAUUGCAUAAAAAUAAUAGGCGACAUCAUAGAAAGUUUAACUCUUAUUCUCAUUGUGAAAAUUCAGGUCAUUUUUUUCACCCCAGAGAGUAUGCUAUAGUAGAGUAGUUGAAAAAGAAAAAGAGUGUAAAAAACAAAUAUUACCAGCACGAGAAUUGCGGAUUUGUUUCUGCCUGAAUAUUCCUGUCAAGUUUCAACCAACGAAUUUAUAAAAUACAUUAAUAUGAAAUUUAUGUUCCUCUAUUAUGACUUCUUCAAACACGGUCUUCAAUAGUUCUUGUAUCCAACAUGGGAACAUAUAGUAAAUUAGGGGUUUCUUCUCGUUGCACAAAAUGUGGAAUGCGUUGAAAAUAUUCCAAUCCUUUAAGUUCGUCACGCUUUAGAAUCCUUCAUAGAUGUUUUUUAGUGAUAAAUUAUUAUUAUAAAUCAUUAAGAAAUCAUCGUGUAAAUCACUAUUCCUUCAAUAUCAGAUUGUAAAGCUUCCCAGUCACUCUCUGCCCUUAUUCUUACCAACUUACUCCUGGCAGGGUUCUCUAGACAUCACUGUUAAACGGUGGGAAUCUUGGUCGAGAAAUAGAUUCUUCAAUAAUUAAACAAAGUAUUCUCUGGAUGCAAGUAAUUGUAGUUAAACAAGUAACGCGCCUUGAAUUUUUUUUUCAUGAAUGAUUGUGGAUUCGAUUUGCUGUGUUUUUCGCACAUCUCAUUCACUGUGAAGUGCUAAAUUUCCUUUGAGAGCUUGCCUCAGCUUUAUCCUCCAGAGAUGUUUAAUUCUGUGAAUUUCUGAACAGGGAAUUUAGAUCGGAGAAUGUUUUGAAGGAAUACGUCCACGGUUUUGGUUCCCAAACUGUCGCUUAAUUCAAUAGUUAGAGUAUAUUCCUUGUUUACCAGAAUAAUAGAUAUCCUUCUCAUCAACUUCUUGAUCAUGGACUCAUGAUGCACUAACCAGAGGAUCAUGGACUAUGUAUGCACAUAAGUUCAUUGUGUUCCACCAUCUGGGCUGUUACGAAUAUUCUUCAUACAAAUGAUCUUAAUGCUCGUAAUUGAUUCAGUAACUAAAAUGCUUAUGGACUUUAGUGCUUCUCGCGCUCACAGAAGUAAAUCGUACGUUUAGAGAUUCGUAGUUGACCCAAUAAACCUGCCCAUCUUCCCUGGUUACCCUGGCUUUUAGGGCUGUCUUGUAUUGAUUGAUGUUUUGUUGUUAAGCUUUCCGAUAUUGUCCAUCUAAACUUUUUAAAUGGUUUUUCCGACCUCUGCUUAGUUAGGUUGUGGCCUUUAGUAUGCAACACUUUCACUCUCCGUCAAACCAUUAUGUCAUCUCUAUUACACUGUCGUCAAAGUUAGUAAGCACUUGUCCAAGUGAACACAAGUUUCGUGCUGUGCAAUGUUCAGUGCUGCCCUUUUCUUGCCUUAUCCUGGGGGCUUUCCAUUUUUAGUUUUUAAUUGUCUUAGUUGAGUUUAUGGGGCUGUACAAAGUCUGAAACUAUGAAAAUUCUCCGAAUUUCUAGGAUUGUUAAACUAAAAUGAAGCUUUCGAGAGGAUUACUUUUCCAAUGCUGGAAGGAUCCCAUAUGGACAUUUGACGUUGAACAAAGGUGAUAGGUAGUGUAUGUUUUGACAUGAAUCAAUAAUAUCAAAGGAAAUGUUUAUUUUGACUCCAAGAGUAUUUUUAUUUCCUUUUAUUCAUUGUAUCUUAUACAUCGUUAGUAAUUUUCUGGUUUUGUUGAUUGUUUCUGCAGCUAUGAUUCCGAUGGAGAUCAGUAAAUUAUUCAACAUGCAACGUUUGGUGAGCUUUACUUCCUUAUUGAUCAAUGCUUUCCCAUUUAUAUGCUGUUAAUUUUGUCGAGUUCUCAAGUGAAGAAAAGCCUGGUGGGAUUAUCAAAACAGGAGCAACGGUUAAGGGAUUUCUUGCUUUCAGGUCUUAGCUCAAAAUAUUAUUGAACGCCUACCUGCAAGCCUGGGGGAUAUCCACUCUCUAAAAGUUCUCACACUUGAUGCAAAUAAAUUGAGGACUUUGCCUGACGAGUGUAAUUUUCUGACUUAGACAUAUCCUAAUUUUAUUGAGUAAAGAAAUUGAGCUGAAACAGAUACUUCCUAGUUUCAUAUUUGACCGUUGUUCAUUUCUCCAAGCCACUUAAUCUUCCUGCCCUUACUUUAUUCCUAAAAAAAUAUAAUUACCUUUUUUUUAUCCUCUUUCUAAUUGCAUAUUUCUUUUAUGUUUUUCAGUGGGCUUUCUUGUCAGGCUUGAGCAAUUGUCUGUCGCUGGAAAUAUGUUAACAAGCUUACCUGAAACGUUGGGUAAUCUAAAAAAUGUAAGUCUUUUUCGACAUGGCGAAAAGUUUCGACUAUUGUCUGUAGCCGAAUUAGAUAUUUAUUGUUCUAAAGGAAUCCCCUUCAAUAGAUGAUAUCCUCGAUAAUCCCUGUUGCCAGUCAUUUCAAAUGUGCCCAUAUUCACAAUAUUUGCUUUGGAUGACAAGGUGGGGUGGUAUGUUACAGUGUGAUUCCAUAAGAUGAUCUUUCCAUUGGUCUGCCCAUCACAGUCUUUCACAUGAAAAGGUUAUUUCUGUGGCAGUCAAAGGUAAGGUAAACGUGGAGGAUGAAGAUUGUCCUGAAAUUUGGAGACACUUUACCCAAUUAUCUUGACUACCCCAUGUUUAAUUAAUUAUACUGCACUUAGAUGCUUAUUAUCUCAACGUGGGAACUACCUAAAAGAUUAAUGUCAGCUCUUCUUAAAAAAAUAGGGAUAUAGACAAAAAGCAGAUUCCAGAAAAGCGAAAUGUGGUUGAUAUUUGAAUAAAAAAAUAAAUCUCAAUCGUAUUCUACUUCUUAUGUGUAAUUAUUUGAAAAAUAAAAUGCAUCCGAAUGACCUAUCUUCCACCCAAGAUUUUGUGCAAGGAAGAGUUAUGAACUGUGAGGAACACUGCAGGAAUGGAAGUAGAAUGUUAGCCAGAACUAGGAGAAAUGGAAGUGUAUCUACCCUGAAUCUGAUGCCUUUUUAUUCUAUUUCGAAAUAGUCACUUUUUUUAUACAGAUUUAUUCCAAUAAAGCACUGUUAUUUAGAUCAUUACAAAGUUCAUAGCUUUCUUUCAUAUAUCUCCCCCUUGUAGCAUCCAAUCCACCAAAAUUGAUAUGAGUGCUGCACUCUACUUCACUUCUAAUCUACUUUAAUUCUGACAAUGCAGCUAUUGAUCUUGAGCGUGUCUAACAAUAAUCUGAAGUACCUUCCACAAUCCAUCGGGAGUUGUCUAGCCUUGGAAGAAGUGCGUGCAAAUGGUAAAUAUUUAAUCUCUUGACUAACUAGUCUUACAAGUAUAGUGCCUUCCGCAACAUAUUAUUGCCUUAAAUAGUAUCAGAGAUUGUUAAGAAGGUUUUUAAUGCCUCCUGGUGCCUUCUGAAUAAGAGGCAGAAGUCCUGUUGUCGGUCGCUUGAGGCUGAAACCUCUGAUUUUUCACCCAAUAAAAAUUCAAUAAUAAUAUAUAUUUUUAAAUACGGGAAGAAUUUAUAUGGACAUCUCUUCUCAGAUCUCAAUACCUGGCUUUUAUUCUGUUCAUCCAUUUUAUGUUCUAACUAGAUAUGAUUCUGCGUGCAGAUAAUUCAAUCGAAGAUCUGCCGCCCUCCAUCUGCCAGCUUAUUCACUUAAAAUCUCUCUCCUUGAAUAAUAACCGCUUACACAAGGUAUAAUCAAUGGAUCAUGAAAGCCCCCUUGCUAUAUAUAUAUAUAUAUAUAUAUAUAUAUAUAUCUAUAUAUACAUAUAUUUCAUGUUUUUGCUUGCUCUUCUUCUUCAUACAUUGGCCAAGUGAGGCAUCUUAUACCGAUUUAUAUCUGCACAUCAUUGAUGGGAAUCCUGUUCGUGACUAAUCGACAGCUGCCUCCGAUGCUACUGAGGGAGUGUAAAGCUCUGCAGAAUAUCUCUCUUCAUGAGAAUCCGAUUUCCAUGGAACAAUUUCAGCAAGCACGUUCUCUCCACCCUCUCAAACACAUGAACAAAUUUAAUUUCUUAUUUUUUAUUUUCUUUAUCUCUCACACAAUUCUUUUUGUUUUUCUUUCUUUCUUUGCAGACGGAAGGAUUUCAAGAUUUUGAAGCUCGGAGGAAGAGGAAGUUUGACAAGGUGAUUGACUCCAACGUGAUGAUAAACUCUCGAGGCCUGGACGAGGGCAUUGACUUUUAA
Messenger RNA from Spirodela intermedia, 6626 nucleotides. NCBI's taxonomy places the organism in Eukaryota, Viridiplantae, Streptophyta, Magnoliopsida, Alismatales, Araceae. The record is from the annotation of a GenBank genome assembly.